GGCAUCGAUUGGACUCCUCUGCGCUAAAUGCAAUCCCGACAAGCGCUUCCUUUUAAUCAUUUACUUCAAGGGCUUUGCUUUUGUUAUCUCGCCAUCCACUUCCAAUAAAACCAGUUAAAGCAGGCUCUUUUGGAGAGAUCAGAUUUAUCGGUUAAUAGUUGAGGAUCCUGUACUUUAUUUCUAAAUACACUUGAAAAUGUUUUUCUAACGGUUAAAAAUUAAACCCAGAUCUAACAGCUGACAUUCAAAAGAAUCCCAGCCAGAGGAAUUUGUCUAGGAAGAGAAAUAAAAUUUCAUCAUGCGAAUGCUCCCCAUUUGCUUGGUUUUCUUGUGUCUCUUUUGUCUUUGUGGAUCAGAGAAAGCACCAUCUAAUGCUGAAGAAAACCACUUUCCACAGGUUAAACUUGCCCAGCCAGCUGAGCAAGACAACUACCUCAUAGAAGAAUGCUUGGGCAACAAAUACACCCACAAGUCCUGUAAGAAAGUUUUUUGUCACCCAUGGGAACGAUGUGUGGAGGGAAAGUGCCUGUGCAAGCUUCCCUACCAGUGCCCAAAGAACGGCUCUGCAGUUUGUUCCAACAGAGGGAAGAACUUCCGUACCUACUGUCAGCUGAAGAGCUAUGAGUGCCAGCAGCCCAAAGCAAAGUUUCUGCACAGGGGACCGUGCAAGCCUGAAGAAACAUUUUCAGUCUCUCUGGGUCAUGGAGAUUCAAGUUUGCUUCGAGUAAAACCCGUGAAUCACAAAGAGGACAGUUUUGUGUGUGCUAGUGAAUGGACUAUGAAUGAAGCAAAUGUGGCUUGCAGGCACCUUGGCUUUGAAUUAGGUGCUGAAUCUUACCAAGUCACUUCCAGCAUCACAGAAUCUGCCUUAAAUUCAUUAAACUGUCUGCAAAUAAGUUGCAGGGGCCUAGAGACAAGUCUUGCUGAAUGUCACAUAGAGAUGAAAUCAAGAGAUAGUAAUGAGGGACUGGUUGUUAGCCUGCAGUGCCAUGAAAAUCUCAGAGUUUGUUCAGAAGGGGAGUUUCACUGUGUCAACAAGAAGUGCAUUUCUCUGAAUAAAACCUGUGAUGGGAUCAAUGACUGUGGAGACCUGAGUGAUGAACUGUGCUGUAGAGAGUGCAGAGAAAACAGUUUCCACUGCCGGUCAAACGUCUGUAUUCCAAAUAAGAGUGUCUGCAACAAAGAAAUUGACUGCCUCACAGGAGAGGAUGAAGCUGGAGCUACCUGUGCAGGCAAAGAAGAAGGUGCUGAAAAUAACAGUAUGGAUAAAGAAAGAAAAAUGCUAAAGACACUUCUUCCCCAAGUGCACUGUGGUAUUAGGAAUCACACACUAACUCGACGGAAAAGAAUUGUAGGUGGAGAGAUUGCUGGAAAGGGUGAAUUUCCUUGGCAAGUGGCAAUUAAAGACACCAGCAAUGAAGGUUCCACAGUGUACUGUGGAGGGGUUUAUAUUGGUGGCUGUUGGGUUCUGACUGCUGCUCACUGUGUCAGGGCAAAUCGGGUCCAUCUCUACCUUGUCUGGGUUGGAAUGUUGAACACAAUAGCCUAUGACAAAGAGACAAAUACUUUCAAACUAAACCAAGUGAUAAUUCAUGAAAAUUACAAUGCAACAACAUAUGAAAAUGACAUUGCUCUGCUGGAGCUGAAAGGUUCUGGGCAUGGAGAAUGCUCCCUGGAAGACAACAGCAUACCUGCCUGUGUCCCCUGGUCAGAGUACAUGUUUAAGACUGGUGACAGAUGCAAGAUUUCUGGAUGGGGACUAGAGAAAGGUUACACAAAACAAUUUAUCCUCAAGUGGGGAAAUGUUAAUUUAUUUCACAAUUGUUCUGAAUUGUAUCCAGGACGAUUUUUUAAAAAAAUGGCAUGUGCAGGUACUUACGAUGGCUCCACAGACAGCUGCAAAGGCGAUUCAGGAGGCCCCCUGGUGUGCUUUGAUGCAGAAGACGUGGCCUACGUGUGGGGCAUUGUGAGCUGGGGGGAGAACUGUGGCGAGCCUGGUCACCCUGGUGUGUACACACAAGUUGCCAGCUACUUCGACUGGAUUAGCCACCAUGUAUCAAGGGGUCUCAUUUCACGGUACAAUAUCUGACGCUCAGAAAAUUCAAUGCUUCCUUCAUAUCACCUAUGCAAAAAUAGUCCUUUUCCAUAAUCAGCUGUCACAUAACUUAGCAACAAUCAGUACAAAUCUUCAAGGAAUGUAUUUUGAAAAUUCUUAACACUCUCUGAAUAUCGCAUUUUUGCAGAGCCUGUGGGAAGAGAAUUUUGCAGGCACAAGCCCACUGCAAAGGUCUCUAAUAAAAGCAGAUAUUAAAAUAUU
Agelaius phoeniceus (red-winged blackbird) is the source of this 2317-nucleotide messenger RNA. Lineage: Eukaryota; Metazoa; Chordata; Aves; Passeriformes; Icteridae. The record is from RefSeq and is a predicted model, not a curated record.